Entrophospora sp. SA101 is the source of this 1107-nucleotide messenger RNA. NCBI's taxonomy places the organism in Eukaryota, Fungi, Glomeromycota, Glomeromycetes, Entrophosporales, Entrophosporaceae. The record is from the annotation of a GenBank genome assembly.
AUGCAAUUAGAACAAAAUGCUACUAAAACCCCUGCUCAGCAAGCAGAUUUAACUAAAAAGAAGCAGAAAUUAACCGAAUUAGAAAAUAAACAAAAAAAAUUAGAUCAGCAAUUACCUUUAACUACUCAAAUCACUAUUUUAGAAAGGGAAAUUAAAGAGUUAGAAAAUAAAUCCGCUCGAACCCAAACGGAAGAAGCACUUUUAACUAGUAAAAAGAAAGAGUUGGCGGAAUUAUUGAAAAAAGAGGAUAGUUCUAAUGCUAGCGAUAGCUCUAAACCAAAGGAUAAAACUGCUCUUUAUGUUGGUUGUGGAGUAGUUGGACUAUUUACUUUGCUUUUAAUCUUUGUUCUUAUUAAGUAUCGGUUUAGUUAUGAAGAAUGUAAAGAAUGGAUUAAUAUUGGUGUUCUUCCCACCAACUAUGAUUAUGCUAAUUACUUACGAGAGAAGUAUCAAACUCCAAAACAAUGCUCAGUUAUAAUUGGUAGUGGAAAUCAUAAAACUGGAUUUGGCAAAGAAUUAUAUGGUGAACUAAUAAUUGAAAAUUUUCCUGAGUUAAAUGAUAUAACUUUCUUUAGAAGCAAAAACAUUACUAAGUUAAAGAUAAGUAACUGUCCAAAAUUAACUAGAUUUUAUACUUCCUCUAGUGGAAAUCGAAUUAAUAACUUAAUCAUUAACAACUGCCCAAAGCUUAGCAGGUUUAAUGCUGAAGGUUGUUCGCUUACUAGUAUAGACAUUGAUAAAAUUUCGUGUUCGAACAUUGGAGAAUUCGAUAUUAACUAUAACCUGUUAACUGAUUUUGAUUUUACUAAAUUGAAUCCCGAAAAAUUAACCUAUUUAAAUAUAGCCGAAGGUGGUGGAGAACCUAAUAGUCACUUCUAUGGUUCCCUAGAACCUUUAAAAAAUAUGACUAAAUUAAACUAUUUAGACAUUAUUAAGACAAACAUUGACUCUGGGAUAGAAUAUUUGCCAGAGAGUGUAAAAAAAGUCUACAUAGAAAGCGAGGAGGAUGAAGAUUUUGGAACAUUUUCUUGCACAAAACUUAUGGAAGAACUAAAAGAUUAUUAUUAUCAAGAAGAUGAAUUUGGUUACUAUGAUAUUCAAGCAUGA